Molecule: messenger RNA, 3185 nt
Organism: Ficedula albicollis (Collared flycatcher)
Lineage: Eukaryota; Metazoa; Chordata; Aves; Passeriformes; Muscicapidae
Gene: RBM15B
Product: RNA binding motif protein 15B
Exons: 1
Biological process (GO): regulation of alternative mRNA splicing, via spliceosome
Cellular component (GO): nucleus
Molecular function (GO): mRNA binding
Source: RefSeq, a predicted model, not a curated record
CCCCGCCUCUUCCAGCGCUUCGCGUGCGGGGGCGCCGGGGACAUCAGUGUCAAGCUCUCCCACACGCCCGAGCUCGGCCGCGUCGCCUACGUGAACUUCCGACACCCCGGGGACGCCCGCGACGCCCGCCGGCACGCCCGGGCCCGGCAGCUGCUGCUCUACGACCGGCCGCUCAAGGUGGAGCCCGUGUACCUGCGCGGGGGCCGGCGCAGCCGCACGCCGCCCCCCGCGCCCUCCCCGGAGCCGCUGGGGUACCUGCCGCCCCUGCACAGCGCCUACCAGUACAAGCAGCGCUCGCUGUCGCCGGUCACCAGCCCCUUGCUGCGGGAGCCGCGGCCCCGCCACGCUGCCGCUGCCGCCUUCGCGCUGGAAGCGGCCGCCAUCGGGCUCUCCCGGGAGCGGGAGCGGGCCCUGGAUUACUACGGGCUGUACGACGAGCGCGGCCGCCCCUACAGUUACCCCAUCGUGGCCGAGGAAGACCUGAUGCCGGAGGAUGACCAGAGAGCCACCCGCAACCUCUUCAUCGGCAACCUAGACCACAACGUGUCAGAGGUGGAGCUGAGGCGCGCCUUCGAGAAGUACGGCAUCAUCGAGGAGGUGGUGAUCAAGCGCCCCGCACGUGGCCAGGGCGGCGCCUACGCCUUCCUCAAGUUCCAGAACCUGGACAUGGCUCACCGGGCCAAGGUGGCCAUGUCGGGCCGCGUGGUGGGCAGGAACCCCAUCAAAAUCGGCUACGGGAAAGCCAACCCCACCACCCGGCUGUGGGUGGGGGGCCUUGGCCCCAGCACGUCCCUGGCCGCCCUGGCCAGGGAGUUCGACCGCUUCGGCAGCAUCAGGACUAUUGACUACGUGAAGGGCGACAGCUUCGCUUACAUCCAGUACGAGAGCCUGGAUGCUGCCCAGGCCGCCUGCGCGCAGAUGAGGGGCUUUCCCUUGGGCGGCCCGGAGAGGAGGCUCCGAGUGGAUUUUGCCAAAGCAGAAGAGACCAGAUACCCGCAGCAGUACCAGCCCGCGCCGCUCCCCGUGCACUACGAGCUGCUGGCUGACGGGUACAGCCGGCACCGGAGCCUGGAGCAAGACUUGAGGGUGCGGGAUAGGACUCCUCCGCACCUCCUGUACUCGGACAGAGACAGGAGCUUUGUGGAGGCAGACUGGGCCAGCCCUGCCAAAAACGCCGAACGCAGGAACAACCUGGAGAGCUACAGCCGGUCGAUGCGCAGCCGGAGUGGGGAGCGCUGGGGCAGCGACGGCGACCGCAGCGUGCCCAAACCGUGGGAAGAGAGGCGGAGACGCCGCAGCCUUUCCAGUGACCGCGGGAGGACUACUCACUCGCCUUACGAGGACAGAAGCAGGACAAAGGCCAGUGGGCCAGCUCUAGACCGCAGCCCUGACAGGGCUCGCAAGGAGAAUCACACUACAGAACCCGGAGCCGAGAAAGAGCAGAGCAACUCCCUCCAGAACAAUCGUCACGCGGCCGAGGAGAAACCCCAUCGCGAGCCAGCCGAUGCUCCCCAGCCCAAAAAAAGGGACAGCGAACGCAAUCAUCGAACUGGUGAAUCGGAAUCAAAAACUCACGAGGAGCCAAAAUCUGAGACCAAAAAGCUAAAGAAUUUAUCAGAAUAUGCUCAGACACUGCAACUUGCUUGGAAUGGGCUUCUUGUGCUAAAGAACAGCUGCUUCCCCACCUCUAUGCACAUCCUGGAGGGAGACCUGGGUGUCAUCAACGGACUCCUCAAAGACCAUUCAUCUGGCGGGAAGCUGACGCAGCUCAAAAUCGCUCAGAGACUUCGACUGGACCAGCCCAAGCUGGAUGAAGUCACCCGGCGCAUCAAACAAGGCAGCCCCAACGGCUACGCUGUGCUCCUGGCCACCCAGUCCGCCCCGGCAGGGGCAGGGGCCGAGGGGACCUUCCCUGUGGUAGAGCCUGGCUUGCAGCGACGGCUUCUCAGGAAUCUGGUCUCCUACUUGAAACAGAAGCAGGCUGCUGGGGUUAUCAGCCUGCCCGUGGGAGGGGCGAAGGGCAGGGACAGCACAGGCAUGCUUUACGCGUUCCCUCCUUGCGAGUUCUCUCAGCAGUACCUCCAGUCAGCACUAAGGACAUUGGGGAAGUUAGAAGAAGAACAUAUGGUGAUAGUUAUAGUCAAAGACACUGCCUAGCCCACACUGUCUUUUCAAAAUCCAUGUUUUCUUUGUGUGUCACACAGCCCAGUUGUUUUUAAGGCUGAUCAUUUUGGUUGAGGCUCAAAACACCUUGACCAAAGUGGUAAGAUUUUUAGUUUCUAAUUAAUUUUAAUACCUAUAAUAUCUAUUAAAAUUUUAAAUAGAGCCCAUUUUAUUCGUUUUUAAUAUGUGACACUGUCCGCUGUUGUUCUGUAUUUUUAUUUUUUAACUGUAUGAAAAGUUGUCAGUAAAGCCUUGUUCACUGAUGGAUUUCUAAACUUGUGCGGUAUCCGAGUUCUUCUGGCCCAGGAAGGGUGAGUUCCCUGUGCUGCAGGAGCAGCCAGGCCAGGUGAAGCCCCAGCCCAGUUCUCAGAUCCCAGCUUUGAGCAUCUCCUUCAUCUUUAUGUGUCCUUCAAGGUGGGAGGGGAAGGGAGGUUCUUUCUGCUGUAUCAGAGACUGAAAGGUUGCUUCUCUAUACUUUUAUUUUUUUUGUCCUGUUUGCUUUUUUAUUUCGUAGAUUUGAGUCUGGAUGCUUUGCUGUUGAGUCUCUAUUUGAGAAUAGAAGCUUCCCAGGAAGCCAGCUACCAAGGAAGCAAAUCCUGAUCAAGAAUAAAAGUGUUUUUUGUAAGGACCAAAAAAUUAGUUGAUACUUGGCAAAAAGUUUGCUACUGAGAAGUGGAUCCUGUGUUCAAGUUAGCGAGAUUUGAGACCACCUGGCACAUGUCUCGGUCAUAGAAGUUCUUGGAUAAAACAAAAAAGGUUUGACAUUCCCAAUUUUUCUAAAAGGCAAAACAAGCAGAAGGAAAAAAUGCUUUAAGGAGGAACCCUCUUGUGCCAAUAUUAGAUGUGGACAAGUCAGGGACAUAAGGGUGUUUGGUGAACUGGAAGUGCCAAUUUGCAGUCAAUCAUGUUGUACUACGUGGAAUCCUUUAUUGAAAGACAAAUGGCUAUUUUCUAAAGUUUAAAUUUGCAGGUUUACAAAAAAACCCCAUAUAUGUGUCUGUCUGGCUGAGAAUGUGUUCUGU